Messenger RNA from Arabidopsis arenosa, 1841 nucleotides. Lineage: Eukaryota; Viridiplantae; Streptophyta; Magnoliopsida; Brassicales; Brassicaceae. The record is from the annotation of a GenBank genome assembly.
GCGUCAAAUCAAAUCAAGAACGCCUCCAAACACAAUCACAAUCACAAACACAAAAACAAAAUAAAAUACUGUAAAAUUCAAAAAAUAAAUUAUGGAAUCUCCUGAUGAAAGAAACGGUAACGAUGUCCGACAACCGUUGCUGCAGAAAAUUCCGGCGAAGAAAGAAGCGGAGGGAGAGGAGAGAUUGUGUAUAGAUGAGAUGUUACAAAGAUAUUGCGGCGAGUUUGGGAGGUGGCAGCUGAAACACUUCGUGUUGACGUGUAUUGGUUGGGCUUUAGAGGCGUUCCACACGAUGGUUAUGAUAUUUGCCGAUCAAGAACCCGAGUGGAGAUGUGUCGGGUCGGAUUGUCGGGUCGGGUCAUCUUACUGCGAUAUGGAUUCGAGUUCUUGGGAAUGGACGGCGGGUAAAGGGAGCUCCACGGUGUCGGAGUGGGGAUUGAUUUGCGGCGAGAAGUAUAAAGUUGGUCUUGUUCAAGCUCUUUUCUUCGCCGGAUGCAUGAUCGGUGCAGGAGUAUUCGGACAUUUAUCGGACUCGAAGCUUGGAAGAAAAGGCUCGCUAACAGUUGUUUGCAUUAUCAACGCAAUCUUUGGUAUCGCAACAGCUUUUUCCCCAAACUACUGGACCUAUGUGGUUCUCCGGUUCUUAACUGGUUUCAGCACUGGUGGUGUUGGCCUAACCGCGUUUGUCCUAGCCACUGAACCCAUAGGACCGAGCAAACGCGGUGUAGCUGGAAUGUCAACUUUCUACUUCUUCUCUGGGGGCAUUGCGCUUCUAUCAGGCAUUGCUUACGUUUUCAGAUCGUGGAGGGAACUUUUUAUAGUGUCAUCUUUACCGUCUCUCUUAUUCCUACUCAUUGUUAUCCCAUUCAUCUCCGAGUCCCCAAGGUGGUAUCUCGUGAGAGGCAGAGUAGACGAGGCGAUGAAGCUGAUGCAUUCGAUCGCUAAAACGAACGGGCGUCACGUUCCAGCUGGAGUCACUCUUGCUCUAGACGACGACAUGGAAAAUAACAACGGCGAGACGAAUAAUGCUGUUGAGGGUUCGCUCAAAGAUGUUUUCUUGUCGCCUCUCAUGCGGAUCAGACUUCUCAUUACAGUUUCCAUAAGUUUCACAGUCUCGAUUGUAUACUACGGACUAAGCCUCAACGUAGUCAACCUCAAGACCAAUCUCUACCUCAACGUCUUUGUCAACGCAGUGUCGGAAAUGCCAGCAUUUGCUAUAACAGCGGUUUUGCUAGACAAGUACGGGAGGAAACCGCUGUCCAUAGGGACACAGUGGUUCAGCUGCGUUUUCUGCCUCGUUGGAUUCGCUGUAUGGGGAGCUGGUCCAUGGAAAUCGGUUAGAAUGGUGUCAGGGGUUUUAGGGAUAUUCGGGAUGGCAGGAACGUACAAUCUUCUGUUCAUAUACAUCGCGGAGCUGUUUCCAACAGUGGUGAGGAACGCGGCAUUGGGUUGUGCGACUCAAGCAGCUCAAAUGGGAGCGAUUCUGGCGCCAUUUGUGGUGGUUUUAGGUGAAGAGUUACCGUUUGGGGUUUUUGCAGUUUGCGGGUUAGUGGGAGGUGGGCUUGCGUUUUACUUGCCAGAGACGUUAAACAAGCCGUUGUAUGACACAAUGUCUGGAAUGCACGAAGCUGAGAGUGAAAGUAACAGAGGAAGAGGAGAAGUAAUAUGUUAAAGAAACAGAAUUUACACUUAGACAUGGAGACACAAAUCAAGAUCUUAGAAAAUAGGUGUUUUUGAAAUGUCGAAUUGUUUUGUAGUCUUACAUGUGUAUUUUUGCGUUAUGAGUGUUUCUUGGUUUUUUCGUGUUGUGAUUUUGCAUUCAAUCAAGUCUUUGGGUUUUG